AAUUCUCUGCAUCCCUCUCAUUGCCUGUCUAUCUCCUCUUCCUCUUGCCGUUGCCCGUCUAUCCGCAAACAGAGCUUGUGCUCGCGCUGCACUAGCUUCAGUCACUUCCAUUUGGAGAACUGAGAAAGCAUGGGAAGCGAAUCAUAUGAAGAAGCCAUCGAAUCACUCAAGAAGCUUCUCAUUGAGAAGGAUGAGCUGAAGGAUGUGGCUGCGGCCAAGGUGAAGAAGAUCACUGCCGAGCUUCAGGCAGUCACGUCGUCCGACAGCAAAUCUUUCGAUCCCGUCGGACGGAUCAAGGAAGGCUUCGUCACCUUCAAGAAGGAGAAAUACGAUACGAAUCCUGCUUUGUACGGUGAACUCGCCAAAGGUCAAAGCCCAAAGUACAUGGUGUUUGCUUGUUCGGACUCACGAGUGUGCCCAUCACACAUACUAAACUUCCAUCCAGGUGAUGCCUUCAUGGUUCGUAAUAUCGCUAACAUGGUUCCUCCUUUUGACAAGGUCAAGUAUGCAGGAGUUGGAGCCGCCAUUGAAUACGCUGUCUUGCACCUUAAGGUGGAAAACAUUGUGGUGAUAGGGCACAGUGCAUGUGGUGGCAUCAAGGGGCUUAUGUCAUUUCCUCUUGAUGGAAACAACUCCACUGAUUUCAUAGAGGAUUGGGUAAAAAUCUGUUUACCAGCAAAGUCAAAGGUUUUGGCAGAAAGUGAAAAAUCAGGAUUUGAGGACCAGUGUGGCCGAUGCGAAAGGGAGGCAGUGAAUGUGUCACUAGGAAACCUAUUGACAUAUCCUUUUGUGAGAGAAGGGGUUGUGAAAGGAACACUUGCUUUGAAGGGAGGCUACUAUGAUUUUGUUAGUGGCGCCUUUGAGCUUUGGGAACUCCAAUUUGGAAUUUCCCCAGUUCAUUCCAUAUGAAACAAUACAUCAUCAGCAGUCACCACCACCAUCAUGAGUAUCAUCAUCACCAGCUAGCAUCAUAUCGUCAUCAUCAUGAUCACCAUCAUUAAGAUGUUAUACUCUUAUAUAUAUAAUUGCUGUUUGUAAUUGUCAUGCACCUUUACUUGCGAUGAACUUCUUUUCCUUCAUUAUGCAUGCGUCUUAUGAAAAAUUAUAAUAAAUCAUGUUGAUUUUCAUAAA
Capsella rubella is the source of this 1131-nucleotide messenger RNA. RefSeq names its product beta carbonic anhydrase 2, chloroplastic. Gene Ontology annotation, biological process: carbon utilization. Bases 130 to 909 code for a protein of 259 amino acids. The transcript is spliced from 9 exons. The record is from RefSeq and is a predicted model, not a curated record. Gene Ontology annotation, molecular function: carbonate dehydratase activity; zinc ion binding. Lineage: Eukaryota; Viridiplantae; Streptophyta; Magnoliopsida; Brassicales; Brassicaceae.